GGCAUACCACGAUACACCUUCAUAUUUAUAAAAUUACGUUAAAUUGCAUAUACAAAUAUCACUCUUAGACUCAAGAGAAAAGUUAUCAAGAAAUUUUUUUUUAAAAAAAAGAAAAAAAAAAUGGCUAACUACAAAAUUGGUGGUCCGAUAUGUCUUUUGCUGCUUGGGGUCGACAAGAAAUUGAACUCGCAGAAAAUGAAAUGCCAGGAUUAAUGACUUUAAGAAAAAAAUAUGGACCUACCAAACCUUUAAUGGGGGCACGUAUUGCCGGUUGUUUACAUAUGACUAUUCAAACCGCGGUUUUGAUAGAGACUUUAACUCAUUUAGGUGCCGAAGUCGCUUGGAGUUCUUGUGAUAUAUUUUCUACACAGGAUCAAGCCGCAGCUGCCAUUGCAGAUACGGGUAUACCUGUUUUCGCAUGGAAAGGAGAAACUCUAGAAGAAUUUUAUUGGUGUAUUGAAAAAACUCUUUUUGCUUUUAAGGAUGGAAAACCUCUUAAUAUGAUACUUGAUGAUGGUAGUGAAUUAACUAAGAUGGUCCAUGAAAAGCAUCCAGAACUUUUAAAAGAUAUUAAAGGCAUUUCCGAAGAAACAACAACUGGUGCUCAUCAAUUAUAUAAGAUGCUCAAGGAAGGAAAAUUAAAAAUUACUGCUAUCAGUGUAAAUGAUUCUGUCACAAAAACGAAAUUUGACAAUCUUUAUGGAUGUCGAGAGUCCUUAAUUGAUGGUAUUAAACGUGCCACUGAUGUGCAUAUUGCUGGAAAAUUAGCUGUUGUUGCAGGUUAUGGUGAUGUCGGUAAGGGCUGUUCAGCAGCACUUCGAGGAAUUGGUGCUCGUGUUGUUAUUACUGAAAUUGAUCCGAUUAAUGCUUUACAAGCGGCGGUGGAAGGUUAUAAAGUUACAACUAUGGAAGAUAUAUGUGCCCAAGCCGAUAUUUUCGUUACUACAACAGCUAAUCGUGAUAUUAUUGUGGGCAAGCAUUUUGAACAAAUGAAAGAUGAUGCUAUUGUAUGCAAUAUUGGACAUUUCGAUGUUGAAAUUGAUGUUAAUUGGUUAAAACAAAAUGCUGUAUCUCAUGUUAAUAUUAAACCUCAAGUUGAUCGUUAUACUUUGAAAAAUGGCCGACGUAUAAUAAUUCUUGCCGAAGGUAGAUUAGUUAAUUUAGGAUGCGCCACAGGGCAUCCAAGUUUCGUAAUGAGUAACUCCUUUACAAAUCAAGCGUUAGCACAAAUUGCUCUAUGGACUGAUAAUGCUUCUUAUCCACUUGGUAUUCAUAUGUUACCAAAAAAACUUGAUGAAGAAGUCGCUACUGCUCAUCUUGAACAAUUAGGGGUUAAACUCACAAAACUUACUCCAGUUCAAGCUAAAUACCUCGGUGUUAAUGUUGAUGGUCCAUUUAAACCUGAACAUUAUCGUUAUUAAAAGUAAAGGAAGAAAUAAAGAAGUUAAAUUAAAAAAAUAAUUUAUUUACAGUAUGUCUAAUUAUUUCAUAUUACGAAACUUUAUUAUUGUAGUUAAAUAAUCCGUCCUAUAGAAAAGAAAGUUAGAAAAUAGAAACUCAAACUACAAAAAAAUUGGUAUAAAAGCCGUUUCAAAAUCCGUAAAUGUUAGCCCUGUUCAUUUCUGGUCGGCUGAUUUUUUGGUCGACUUUGUACUACUCAAAAUUUACGAAUAAAAUUAUUUUGUAAAUUGAGUUGAAAGUUUGCAUUUUUUUUGUUCUGAUUUUUGUCG
This is a messenger RNA of Rhizophagus irregularis DAOM 181602=DAOM 197198, 1730 nucleotides long. The record is from RefSeq and is a predicted model, not a curated record. NCBI's taxonomy places the organism in Eukaryota, Fungi, Glomeromycota, Glomeromycetes, Glomerales, Glomeraceae.